AUGGCUAACGAAAUAGGCAGAACUGUAGUGGGGAAGGUAAUCAAGUUGAAUUCGUUGUGGAAGGCUGCCAAGGUAAGCGUCCAAAGAAUGAAGUUAGAUGAAAAUACGAACGUGUACAUAAAUUGGGAAAAGCAUUGUUGGGCUUCCGAUCCGGAUUCCAAGGCUAAUGUGGGUGACUUUGUUUUAAUAAAACCCCUAGAAAAAAAGGAAAGAUUACAAAUAGCCCACUACUUGAAAGAAAUUAUUUUCCCAGUUGGAAAUAUCGUAGAGCCAGUUACUGGGAAAAGAUGUAGAGGAACUGAAUAUAUUGAUGAAAAAAAUCGAAACCUUUCCUAA
Molecule: messenger RNA, 336 nt
Organism: Helobdella robusta
Lineage: Eukaryota; Metazoa; Annelida; Clitellata; Rhynchobdellida; Glossiphoniidae
Exons: 2
Coding region: 1-336 (111 amino acids)
Biological process (GO): mitochondrial translation
Cellular component (GO): mitochondrial small ribosomal subunit
Molecular function (GO): structural constituent of ribosome
Source: RefSeq, a predicted model, not a curated record